CGUCAACAGCCGCAAUAGUAUCGUGCAAGCAUCACUGUCUGGAUCGCACUUACCAGUCCGCAAUACAAGCUCAUCCUUGGGAUGGAUGCUCAAGAGUUAAAUUCUUUGAGUGCGAUGUAGAGGAAUGCAAGCGGCAUUAACAAGCAGAGUCUGUAGUUGGAGGUUGAUCACUGGUAAAGGCGGAUUUUGUGUCAUGGCGUCCCGCAAACAGUUGAUGACAACCAAAAGACGAAAAUUGAACACGCAGCAGAAUGUAUUAGCAGCCGGUUCAAGGCCCAACACCACAGAUUUAGCAACCUCUCUCAAAGAUGACACUAUCGCUGAGGGCAAGGCAGCUGCAUUAUAUGCCACCAGGCAGUCAAAGUUGCCUUCAUCACAGUCAGUGCCAGUACCAGCCUCAGCAUCUGCGAAGAAGAAGACAUCUGAGCUCAGCCAUGUCCAGGAGGCACCUUCUGGUGCAGUAUUGGCCUCACUAAAAAUUCCAGCAGCAACAGCAGAAAGAGCCAGCACAGGAAUAGUGCGCAGGAUCGACAGCCUGGUCACAGGGCGACUUGUGAAGCGAUACAAACGCUUCUUGGCUGAUGUCCAGGUCACCAGCGAGCACACAGUGGUGCACUGCCCAAACACUGGGCCCAUGACAGGUCUACUGGACUUUCCCAUGGCUAAUGUGUGGCUGUCAACCUCCGCCAAUGCCAAGCGGAAGUAUGCGCACACGCUCGAAGCCAUUCAGCCCGACCCGCAUGGACCUUGGGUGGGCGUGCACAGUGCGAGCGCCAAUGGCAUCGUGCACGAGAUGCUGCAGCAACAAUUGUUAGCAGACCUCCUGCCAUAUGCUGGCAUUCGGCAGGAGGUUAAGUAUGGCGAGGGGGGCAAAUCGAGGGUAGACUUUGUGCUGGAGACACCAGAUGGGGGGAGCAUGUAUGUGGAGGUCAAGAGUGGCGGUGCUUCUGAGCACGCUCCAAAAAUAGCCCUGUUCCCGGAUACUGUCAGUGAUCGAGCGCAGCGCCAUGUGAGGGACCUGAUGGGCAUCGUUGCAGCGGGCGGCCAGGCUGUGAUGGUGUUUAUCAUCCAGCGGGGGGACUGCGCCUACUUUGGCCCCUGCCACGCCAAGGAUCCCACGUAUGGCAAGCUGGUCAUUGAAGCUGCUGCAAUGGGGGUGCGCGUGAUUGCGCUGCGGUGUGGCCUGGAGGGGGAUGCGGCGAAUGGCCGGGGGAUUGUGCGAUACAUCGGGCCCGCGCAGGUCAUGCUGCAGCACGGGCUUUGA
Messenger RNA from Coccomyxa subellipsoidea C-169, 1264 nucleotides. RefSeq names its product SfsA-domain-containing protein. Bases 125 to 1264 code for a protein of 379 amino acids. NCBI's taxonomy places the organism in Eukaryota, Viridiplantae, Chlorophyta, Trebouxiophyceae, Coccomyxaceae. The record is from RefSeq and is a predicted model, not a curated record. The transcript is spliced from 7 exons. Gene Ontology annotation, molecular function: DNA binding.